Harmonia axyridis is the source of this 1452-nucleotide messenger RNA. RefSeq names its product sialin-like. The coding region runs from base 91 to 1425 and encodes 444 amino acids. The transcript is spliced from 7 exons. Lineage: Eukaryota; Metazoa; Arthropoda; Insecta; Coleoptera; Coccinellidae. Gene Ontology annotation, cellular component: plasma membrane. The record is from RefSeq and is a predicted model, not a curated record. Gene Ontology annotation, molecular function: transmembrane transporter activity. Gene Ontology annotation, biological process: monoatomic anion transport; transmembrane transport.
GACAUUUUUAAUGACAAACACUCACGUAAAGUAAGAAUCAGGCAAGAUUCAAGAAAUGCUUUGAGUAUUUCAUGGAUAUGGAUUGGCUUCAUGAUAGUUUGGGCCUCUUUUAUGGGUUUCGUAUUCCUUGGGCAUUUUCAAAUGAGUAUUUUGGCGAUGAUGUAUAAAGAACAUCGAAAUACAACGAUGUCGAACGUCACUCAGGAAGAUUUUGGCCCUAGGUACAACUGGACUUUAUACCAGGAAGGACAACUUAUAAGUGCAUUCUAUUAUGGACUGAGUAUUAUGUCUUUUCCUGGUGGAAUUUUAGCAGAUUUAGUCGGACCUUUUAAAACAAUUCUUGUUACUAACAUCAUAAUGGUAAUUGUUACCAGUGUUUCUGUACCCGUUAGUGGAGAUAACUGGAUACCACUUUUCACUUGCAGAUUCAUAAUUGGAUUGUGCUCAGGUCCUUCAUCACCUUGCAUGAUGUCCUUGAUAGCUAAAUGGUCCCCACCGAACGAGAAAUCCCUUUUUAUGUCUUGCAUACUCGGAUUCAUUUUUGGUACUCUAGUUACCCCACCUAUUUCAUCUAUAAUAAUAAUACAUUUAGGGUGGGAAUGGUCAUUCUACUUGACAUCCAUAGUUGGAGUCCUAUUCGUUGUGGCGUGGUUCAUUCUAGUUUCUGAUUAUCCAAUCGACAACUGGUUUUGCUCGAAAGAAGAAGCCACGUUCAUCAAUGACAGCUUGGAAGGGACUGUAAUCAAAGGAUGGAUGAAACCACCUAUCUGGAAGAUGCUCAAAUCUGUCCCGUUCAUCGUGAUGGUUAUGGGUCAUUUUGGCGUGGUAUCUGGAAUUUUCUUCAUAGUAGUUCUUCUACCUAAAUUUUUUUAUGAGGCCCUGCACUUUGAUCUGAUAAAAAUCGGUCAUAUGGCAGCCAUUCCUGGUGUCGGUAGAGUCCUUGCAGGAUUACUUUAUGGAGGUGUAGUAGGAUUUGUAUCGAAGAAAUACGAGUUUGACAAGAAAUAUUUGAGGAAAGGAUUGGUUACCUGCUCGCAUUUGCUGCCAGGAAUAUUCCUUUUGAUAUUUUUAUUUAAUUUCUUGUUUGAAUUCGGAGAAUACCUGGUGUUAGGAAUUCUGGUCAUGGCUACAGUAUGUACAUCAGCAGCAAUGGUGACCACUACCAUGAAUCCCCAAGAUUUGGCACCCAAUUUUGCUGGAACACAGAUCGGAAUAAUGGGACUUUUUGGCUCUACCUCAGGUUUCAUUUAUCCCGCUAUUUUGGUGGAACUAACGAAAGAAAAGAGUGAUAUUCAUCAAUGGUCGAUUCUACUGAGCAUAAUUGGUGGGGUUUAUUUGACGACUGGUUUUCUAUUCAUAAUUUUUGGUUCAACUUCUAUUCAAUCCUGGAAUGAGAAGAGGAGUGCAAUUCAGUUGAAUGUUUGACUUAUUGUAAAAAAAAAUAUAAUUUUU